GAGAGAGAGAGAGAGAGAGAGAGAGAGAGAGAGAGAGAGAGAGAGAGAAAAAGAGAGAGAGAGUAGUUUGGUUUGAUAUUAUACAGACUCCUACCACGUACUGUACGUUACUUUUUUUUCUUUCCCGGCGCCGUCUUCUGCUAAGUUGCGCUCCUGGAUUUUAAGUGCGUCUCAGCGAACUCCGUCCCCCCCCAUCAGGCAGCGGCUUCACUCUUCCUGUCAAACAGCCGGGCCAAACAACCGGCGGACCCGCUUGUUGUUUCUUUCUCCUCACCCCGAAGAAGAUUUCAUACCAAACAAAAGUUACUUGGUUUCCUAGUGGAGCACAGGGACCAGAGGAGGGGAAAAAAAGGAAAAUCAGAAGGUCGAAUCUAUGAAGGACAUCCUUGUUGAAGUGUGCAACCUUCUACUUCUCUGCAAAUUACCCACACACUGUGCAUAGACUGAAAGCCGAGUGGCGGCACUCUUUUCAACUCGGCAAGGCUGCGACCGAUCGGCUCCAGGCAAAGCUGUAAUGGUGUCCCAGUGGCAGAAAGAGGUACAGAUGCUGGAAUCUUUGAGGUGAUUGGAACAAAUAGAAAGAAGAAAAAAGCUAGAUAAGAGAUAGCAGGAGUGCAAGAGUGAAGAGAAAGAGGAGCGAAAAGAAGAAUAGAGGAGAGACAGAGAGUGAGAGAAAAGAAAGAAGAAAGCUUUGAGUUAUUCAGAAAGAGAAGAAAAAGAAAGAGACGGGGACGAUGGGGAGGAAAAAGAUUCAGAUCACGCGGAUUAUGGAUGAACGCAACAGACAGGUGACAUUUACAAAGCGAAAGUUUGGCCUGAUGAAGAAGGCAUAUGAGCUGAGCGUGCUGUGUGACUGCGAGAUUGCCCUGAUCAUCUUCAACAGCACUAACAAGCUGUUCCAGUAUGCCAGCACAGACAUGGACAAGGUCCUCCUUAAAUACACUGAGUACAACGAGCCCCACGAGAGCAGAACCAACUCUGAUAUUGUGGAGACGUUGAGAAAGAAGGGCCUAAACGGCUGUGACAGCCCAGACCCAGACGCAGACGACUCGGUGGGCCACAGCCCCGAGUCCGAGGACAAGUACAGGAAAAUAAACGAGGACAUUGAUCUGAUGAUCAGCAGACAGAGACUGUGUGCAUUGAACAAGAAGGAGAACAAGGGCAGUGAGAGCCCGGAGCUCGAGUCUGCUCUCAUCCUCACCCCACGCACUGAGGAGAAAUACAAACAGAUUAAUGAGGAGUUUGAUCACAUGAUAAAAACUCAUAAGAUCCCUCAGGCUGUGCCCCCAUCGAACUACGACAUGCCCGUCUCUAUCCCCACAAGCAACCAGAACAAUUUAAUCUACAGCCAUCCCGGUGGGUCCCUAGGCAACCACAAUCUGUUGCCACUAGCGCACCAUGGUCUACAGAGAAACAGCAUGUCUCCAGGCGUGACACAUAGACCCCCCAGUGCAGGUGGCCUCAUGGGUGCUGACCUCACCACUGGUGCAGGCACCAGUGCUGGAAAUGGCUACGGGAACCACCGCAACUCUCCUGGCCUGCUAGUUUCCUCAGGUGGAAUGAACAAGAACAUGCAGGCAAAGUCCCCCCCACCCAUGAACCUGGGCAUGAACAACCGCAAACCUGACCUACGCGUGCUCAUCCCCCCUGGGGCCAAGAACAACAUGCCCUCCAUUUCUGAGGAUGUUGACCUGCUGUUGAACCAGAGAAUUAACAACUCGCAGUCUGCUCAGUCGCUGGCCACUCCUGUGGUUUCAGUAGCAACUCCCACUCUACCAGGACAAGGCAUGGGCGGCUACCCAUCUGCCAUCUCUACCUCUUAUGGUACCGAGUAUUCCCUGAACAGCGCAGACCUGUCCUCGUUGUCUGGCUUCAACAGUGGCAGCUCCCUGCACCUCGGCUCCAUGAGUGGCUGGCAGCAGCAACAUCUUCAGAACAUGCAGCAUUCGGCCCUCAGCCAGCUCGGAAAUUGCUCUAGCUCUCACUUAUGUCAGGGUUCAAAUCUAUCCCUGCCCUCUGCUCAAAGCCUGCACAUCAAGUCCGAACCUGUUUCUCCUCCUAGAGAUCGCACCAGCAGCACACCAGGGGGCUACGGCGGCGGGGUGCCACCCAGUCAGAACCCCCAGUCCCGCCAGGACUCGGGACGCUCCCCCGUCGAUAGCCUGAGCAGUUGUAGCAGCUCCCACGAGGGCAGUGACCGCGACGAGCACAGGAACGAGUUCCACUCGCCCCUAGGACUGGCCCGGCCUGCCCUGGACGAGCGAGAGAGCCCCUCCAUCAAACGGGUGCGGUUGUCAGAGGGAUGGGCGACAUGAUAGCUCUGCCGACACUCCUGGCUGUGCCCCAAGUUGCCCGGAGACCCUGACAAUGCAGCAUUUCGAUGCCCCCAAAGUCAGCUCCCAUCUCCUUGUCACGCACCACCCGAUCCCACAGCCUCUCUCCUUUUAUCUCUUUAAAGAUGAAGGAAAGAAAAGGGACAACCCUUUUCAAAAAAUGUUUUGUAAUUUCUUUUUUCUUUUUAAUUAUUAUUAUUUACUUCUUUUUGUUGAGUGUGUGCGCGUGUGUGCGUAUGUGUGUGUGUGUGCUUUACUUAUUGACAUUAUAUAAACCAGUGAGGGUGUUGUAAUGGGCUUUUGGGGGGCGGGAGGGUGUUGGUUUGGAUGGGGGAUUUUUGCUGGGGAACUAUGCAUAAAAUGUAUUGAGUGUGGAUAAAAGAAUCACAUGCAUAUAUCUCUACACGUAUUUAUGUGUACAUAUAUGCAUAUCAUCAUAUAAAAAGAAGUAGUCAGGUACUCCGUCUCAUAAAACAACGUACUUACAAUUUGCCUCAGUGAUGUAUCAUUAACUAGAAACAAAAGAAUUAAUUAAAAAAAAACAAACAAAAAAAAAAAACAAUAACAUGAGAGUGAGUGUGUCCAGUGGGAGGGGGGGGGAAAAAAAAAAAAAAAAACACCUUGCACUUGAGUUGGACAAAAAGUACGUGUGUACAGUAUCAGUUUCAUUGCUUAUAUUCCUUCUCCGCAGUCCUCCCUUGCAAAAACGUGUUAACAUUAGAUGAUGUCAUGUUGCAGGUUCAACGUAUUUAUGUAAAUAGUGGAUUAACAGGUGUGGGGGUGAGGGGGGGGUUGUUGCAGGCAAGGGGUUAAAAAGUUGCCAGACAUUUCAAGAUUUAUGAACUCAAUAAAUGAAAAAGCUAUUAUGCAACAUUUGAAGGAUUGUACAGGUAAACAUGCAGGAACCCAAUGCUAGGUGUUGAUUUGUUUUUGUUUUGGACUCCGGUUAGAGGACGGAGUGAGGACCAUCCUUCGAUCUAAGAGCUGCAUUGGUGUAAUCAUGAAAACUCGGGUUCUAGUAUUAACUUCUCAGUAUUGAUGAACAAAAAGAAAAAAAAAAUGACAAAAAAAA
Poecilia latipinna (sailfin molly) is the source of this 3405-nucleotide messenger RNA. It is a transcript of the gene mef2cb, whose product is annotated as myocyte enhancer factor 2cb. Gene Ontology annotation, molecular function: protein dimerization activity; DNA-binding transcription factor activity, RNA polymerase II-specific; histone deacetylase binding. Lineage: Eukaryota; Metazoa; Chordata; Actinopteri; Cyprinodontiformes; Poeciliidae. Bases 735 to 2315 code for a protein of 526 amino acids. Gene Ontology annotation, biological process: cell differentiation; positive regulation of transcription by RNA polymerase II. The record is from RefSeq and is a predicted model, not a curated record. The transcript has 13 exons.